ACUAUCAGAAUGUGGUCUGUGAAGGAUCUCGGUGUCGCAGCUCUGGUUGUAAUUGUUGUAGGAGAGGCUGUAGCCCAAGCCUUCCUCGUGUAUGAACCGAUAGCCCGUGACGUCACCGAGUUUGGUCCUUCGAGCCCGAUCGCCGCUAGAGACGGGACACAGUUCUGGAAACUUUUAAUGCACCCCAUGUUUGAUAGGCUGAGGCGCACCGAUGAUAGAGAGUUAAGUUACGACUUCCACGAAAUCUUACUCAAACCGACGACAACUUUUAAACUGGCGGGCGCACCUCCUCCCCCUACAGACAAAAAGAACGUAAACAAGAACAACCAGCGCCCCCCCAGGACGCAACAGCGAGAGUCGUACGUGCCCGGAGUCACGGAGCCGGAGUUGUUCUUCAAAGUGUACGUCUAACCACAACCCACGGACAGCGGCAAUGUAGGGGAAAAUAUUCCAUCUGACUUUAAUCUAUCGCGAUGAUUUU
This is a messenger RNA of Manduca sexta (tobacco hornworm), 481 nucleotides long. RefSeq lists its product as uncharacterized. The coding region runs from base 10 to 411 and encodes 133 amino acids. NCBI's taxonomy places the organism in Eukaryota, Metazoa, Arthropoda, Insecta, Lepidoptera, Sphingidae. The record is from RefSeq and is a predicted model, not a curated record. The transcript has 4 exons.